UGACUUGCUCUAUGCCAGUAGUGGAGAUAUCCCAGGGCUCACAACUCUUUAUCAUUCAUUGAGAACAUUCCUACCUAUAGGUGAUCUAGGCACCAUGCUGCGUGUGAGGUGUGUGAGAGGAGGAAGCAGGGGAGCUGAAGCUGUUCACUACAUAGGAUCUAUGCUGAGGAAAGGCCUCGUUGGAUGGGUGCAGCGAACUUUCCAGAGCACCCAGGCAGCUGCAGCAACCCAAAAAGUCUGCACUGCCGAUGAAACGGUCCCCCAGGACUGUCCUGUCUCCUCUUACAAUGAAUGGGACCCACUGGAGGAAGUCAUUGUGGGGAGACCAGAAAAUGCAAAUGUUCCUCCAUUUACAGUAGAAGUGAAGGCAAACACGUAUGAAAAGUACUGGCCUUUUUACCAGAAGCAUGGAGGACACGGAUUUCCUCAGGAACACGUGAAGAAAGCUGUACAGGAGAUCGAGGAAAUGUGCAAUAUUUUACGACUUGAAGGCGUUACUGUACAGAGGCCUGAAGUAAUCGAUUGGUCAGUUCAGUACAAAACACCUCAUUUCGAAUCUUCAGGUUUAUAUGCUGCUAUGCCUAGAGACAUUCUGCUGGUUGUUGGUAACGAGAUUAUUGAAGCCCCCAUGGCAUGGAGAUCCCGCUUCUUUGAAUACUCUGCCUACCGUCCUCUAAUAAAGGAUUAUUUCCGCCGUGGGGCAAAGUGGACCACUGCACCCAAACCAACAAUGGCUGAUGAACUCUAUGACCAGGAAUACCCUAUCCGUACUGUAGAAGACCGGCACAAGCUUGCUGCUCAGGGGAAAUUUGUUACUACAGAAUUUGAGCCCUGUUUUGAUGCUGCUGACUUCAUGAGAGCUGGGAGAGAUAUAUUUGCACAGCGAAGCCAGGUGACAAACUACCUCGGAAUUGAAUGGAUGAGCCGACAUCUGGCACCAGAGUACAAAGUGCAUGUCAUCUCAUUUAAGGAUCCUAAUCCUAUGCAUAUUGAUGCCACCUUCAAUAUUAUUGGACCAGGCCUUGUGCUUUCUAACCCAGAUCGACCCUGCCAUCAGAUUGAACUGUUCAAGAAGGCUGGCUGGACUGUGGUCACUCCCCCCACUCCACUCAUCCCAGAUGAUCAUCCUCUGUGGAUGUCCUCAAAAUGGCUCUCAAUGAAUGUCUUAAUGUUGGAUGAGAAACGUGUAAUGGUGGAUGCCAAUGAGACUUCCAUUCAUAAGAUGUUUGAGAAAUUAGGCAUCUCCACCAUUAAAGUGAGUAUUCGCCAUGCGAAUUCAUUAGGAGGAGGAUUCCAUUGCUGGACUUGUGAUGUUCGUCGCCGUGGAAGCCUUCAAUCCUAUUUCAGCUAAUAAAUAAAGCUGGAAAUUAGUUGUACAUCAGCUUAUUAGCUCCUCGUUUUGUAUACAAAGCUAUUAUCACAAUGUAGCCUUUGCAGGACGACCUGCAAACUUUUAGGCCAUGAAAGGGUUUAGUGACAAAGAUAAUUAUUUAUCCCUCUAAAAUUGAGCUUUUUUUUAAGACCUGAGAAAAUGCUGAGUGAUGCAUUAUUUUGCUGCUUCCGCUGAGUUAAAACAUUUUACUAGUGUAUGUUGCAUUUGCAUUCAAGAGUUAAAUAAUAAAUAGCCCACCGCUGCACAAUGACAAGGAAAAUGGGUGCAUUCAUUUAUCUGUCUACCUCUGCAGUAUCAUAACAGGAAACUAUGGGGGUAAUUCCAAGUUGAUCGCAGCAGGAAAUUUUUUAGCAGUUGGGCAAAACCAUGUGCAAUGCAGGGGAGGCAGAUAUAACAUUUGCAGAGAGAGUUAGAUUUGGGUGGGUUAUUUUGUUUCUGUGCAGGGUAAAUACUGGCUGCUUUAUUUUUACACUGCAAUUUAGAUUGCAGAUUGAACACACCGCACCCAAAUCUAACUCUCUCUGCACAUGUUAUAUCUGCCUCCCCUGCAGUGCACAUGGUUUUGCUCAACUGCUAAAAAAUUUCCUGCUGCGAUCAACUUGGAAUAACCCCCUAUGAUUGUGCCACAUAAUUACUGUCUCUGUUAAUCCAAUAAAUCUGGUUUUUGACACUUCAGCAAGUCAUACUAAGGAGAAUCACAAGACAGCAAUAGCUACAUGUUCAUUUUGAAAAACAGACUUCUGGCUAUUAUUUUUCAUGUCACUUGGAAUAAUCCAUACAUUUGUAUACUACUGUUACAUAAUAUGAAUAAUAUAAUCUGUUUAUUUUAAAAUAACUAAAUUAUGAGUGUCAUGCCUAACUGAAAAAGAAUGCAAAUAUCAGCAGCAUUUUACCUCAUGAAAUGACACAAGCUGCGUUUGCUGUUGCUGUGUAUGCCAAGGUUUAGUCAUCACCUAACAGCAACAGUGACACCAAGAAAGGUGCUAUUAACAAUAAUACUAUAGAAGAAAUGGAAAUAAUAAAUUUCACUUGCUACCUACAAUUUGGGAACUGACCCAAUAUUCAGGUGUCCCUGGUUCCUAGGAAACUUUUUGGUUGCAUUCUGAUUAGUAUGGUUACAGUCCAUUUGUGUGCGGGGAGUGGGUAUUCUUUUAUGUGUUAUAACUAUGCAGAUUUUGUAUGGUAAACUAUUCUUUAUUCUGAAACACAUUAAAUAAUCAUAAUUCUUA
Pseudophryne corroboree (corroboree frog) is the source of this 2622-nucleotide messenger RNA. It is a transcript of the gene GATM, whose product is annotated as glycine amidinotransferase. Lineage: Eukaryota; Metazoa; Chordata; Amphibia; Anura; Myobatrachidae. Gene Ontology annotation, molecular function: amidinotransferase activity. Gene Ontology annotation, biological process: creatine biosynthetic process. Bases 95 to 1351 code for a protein of 418 amino acids. The record is from RefSeq and is a predicted model, not a curated record. Gene Ontology annotation, cellular component: mitochondrion. The transcript has 9 exons.